AUGCCUAUCAAAGACCGACCACCAUUAACAAACAAAGAGGAACUGAUAAGCAUGUACCCUGAAUGCUUUGACAAUACAGUCGGGUGCUUUGUGAAAUGUCGAUACCAUAUAACAGUCGACCCCAAUAUCAAACCAAUUGUUCACCCACCUCGCCGCGUCCCUCUAGAACUAAAAGUGAAGCUGAAGACAGAGUUGGACAGAAUGGAAAAAAAAGAAAUAAUCACCAAAGUGACACGACCAACAGACAGGGUGAAUUCAAUUGUAAUCAAGGAAAAACCCAAUGGUACCCUACGGAUAUGCCUCGACCCAAGGGACCUGAACAAGGCAUUAAAAAGAGAGUACCAUCCAAUUCCAACCCUUGAAGAAAUCACACCAUCAUUGGCUGGGUCCAGAUUAUUUCGCAAACUGGAUGUCAGUAAUGGGUACUGGAAUGUAAAGAUAGACAAAGAGUCAUCCAUGCUCACUACCUUCAACACACCAUUUGGCAGAUAUCGAUUCAACCGACUCCCAUUUGGAUUGAAGGUGAGCCAAGAUGUUUUCCAGUGCCGAAUAGAUGAGACCUACCAAGGCUGCAAGGGAGCAAUUGGAAUAGCAGAUGACAUCCAAGUGCAUGGCAAGGAUGAGACCACACAUGACUUCAAUUUACAUGAAGCUAUGGAGAAAACCCGACAAGCAGGCAUCAAACUCAAUGCAGACAAGUGUGUGAUCAAAGCAAAGGAGUGCAAAUUCUUUGGAAUUAUAUACUCUGCAGAGGGAGUUAAACCAGACCCCACUAAAGUGGAAGCCAUCAGAGACAUUAAAGAACCUAAAGACAAGAAGGAACUCAGGAGCUUCCUGGGACUCAUUCGCUACAUGGGAGCCUUCAUACCCAAGCUGGCCGAUCACACUGCAAAUCUCCGAGAACUAAACAAAGAUGACGUAGAGUUUGAUUGGUGUGCUUCACACACACAGGAUUUCGAAGCAAUCAAAAAGCUCAUCAGUAAGGAGACAACUCUGCAAUACUAUGACAGACGCAAACCAGUAACACUCCAAGUCGAUGCUUUUAUGAGGGGAGUUGGUGCAGCACUGUUACAGGAAGGUAAACCCAUUGCAUAUGCCUCGAAAGCUCUCUCACCCACAGAGACAAGGUACGCAAAUAUUGAAAGGGAACACCUGACAGUAGUAUAUGGAUGUGAAAAGAUCCAUACAUACCUGUAUGACAGACAUUUCAAUAUUGAAACAGACCAUCGCCCGCUAGAACAAAUACAUAGAAAAAACCUGACGAAAGCACCAGCCGGACUGCAAAGAUUACUGUUAAGGCUUCAAACAUACGACUAUGAUAUCAGGUACAAGCCAGGAAAAGACCUGAUAUUGGCGGAUGCUCUUUCCAGACUAUCCUCACAUGAUAAACAGGAGAUGGAAGGACUAAGCAUAAAGGUCCAUCACAUUGUAAAUGUAACGACUACAAAGCUAGCAGAAAUCAAAGAGGAGACCAGUAAAGAUGAAGAACACCAGCUCCUUACUCAGAUGGUGAUUCAGGGGUGGCCAGAAAAGAGACAUCAGGUGCAGCCCCUCAUUCGUGAAUAUUGGACCAUCCAUGAUGAUAUAUCAGUGGAGAAUGGAAUCCUGAUGGCUGGAUCCCGAAUAAUCAUACCCAAGUCAAUGCAAAAAGAGAUUCUUGACAAGAUCCACCAAAGGCAUCUAGGAAUGGAGAAAUUGAAAGACCUGAGAGCCAAAACAAUCACUACAGUGGCUCGAGGACUUCUAGCAGAGCAAGGAAUACCAGAGCAGAUCAUAUGUGACAAUGGAACCCAGUUCACAUCGCAAGAAUUCAAAAAGCUAGCCGAUGAGUAUGGGUUCAAUAUUACAACCUCAUCUCCACUCUACCCCAAAGGUCAUGGGUUUAUAGAAAGACAGGUGCAGACAGUGAAGAGAACACUAGUGAAAUGCCGAGAGACUAAGGAAGACCCACACCUGGCACUUCUGUCCCUACGAGCGACACCACUGAGAGCUGACAUGAAAUCCCCAGCAGAAUUGCUGAAUGGCAGGAAGUACAAAACUACCCUGCCAACUAAGAUCCAACCUCCUAUUGACCAGGAAGAGACAAGGGCAAAGUUAGCAGCCACUCGAGAACAAUCACAGAAAUAUUACAACAGACAUUCACAAUACUUACCUGAGAUACUUGGAGGACAACACGUGCAUACUGAAGAUCCCAUAACUAAAGCAUGGAUUCCAGCACAGGUUGUCAGUAGAGCUGAAACCCCAAGAUCAUAUAUAAUAGUAACGGAAUCUGGUGGGCAGCUGAGAUGCAACAGGGCCCACAUCCGCCCAACACCAAAGCUGUUGAGGACAACGUGUACAACACCUGCUGCAUCAGUGACAACACCCACAGAAUCAUCAUCCCAGUGGGCACCAACCACCCAUCAUCAGCAGCCCAACAACACAACUCAGACACCGGUGCGAAGCACAAGAUCCACCAGAGGGAGAAAGAACAUCCUGCCACCAGUUCGAUACCAUUAA
Molecule: messenger RNA, 2499 nt
Organism: Octopus sinensis (East Asian common octopus)
Lineage: Eukaryota; Metazoa; Mollusca; Cephalopoda; Octopoda; Octopodidae
Exons: 2
Coding region: 1-2499 (832 amino acids)
Biological process (GO): DNA integration
Molecular function (GO): nucleic acid binding
Source: RefSeq, a predicted model, not a curated record